Molecule: messenger RNA, 9405 nt
Organism: Perognathus longimembris pacificus (Pacific pocket mouse)
Lineage: Eukaryota; Metazoa; Chordata; Mammalia; Rodentia; Heteromyidae
Gene: Flg
Product: filaggrin
Exons: 5
Coding region: 1-9405 (3134 amino acids)
Biological process (GO): establishment of skin barrier
Cellular component (GO): keratohyalin granule; cornified envelope
Molecular function (GO): structural molecule activity; calcium ion binding; transition metal ion binding
Source: RefSeq, a predicted model, not a curated record
AUGGCUCAGGUUCAUAUAUACAACCAAAAUAUGUCCACUCUCAUGGAAAACGUCAUUGCCAUAACUGAACUUUUUCAUCAAUAUUCAACAAAAGACAACAAGACCGAAACACUAAGCAAAGAAGAGCUGAAGGAGCUAUUGGAAAAGGAAUUUCGAGCAAUCCUAAGGAACCCAGAUGACCCAGACACUGCUGAUGUCUUCAUGCAAAUUCUAGACGUAGACCACGAUGACCAAAUAGAUUUCACAGAAUUUUUGCUGAUGGUAUUGAAGUUGGCUCAAGCAUAUUAUGACUCCACAAAGAAGGGGAAAAUCCAAACAUCAGGACUAAAGCACAAAAGACAUGCUCAUCAUAAGGAAGAUGCAGCAGAAGAGACAGAAGAAGAAGGAGGAAGAAGGAGAAGACCUGCAAGUCAAUCUGAAAGCGAUGAUGGAAAGGUGAAAAGGAAACACUCAAGAAGUCCAUCAGGGAAAAGAAGACGUAACACAGGUUCAGAAACACGAACAGACAGAAGCCAAUCAAAAUCAAAGAAAGGAAAGGGUGAGCAUCAUAGAAAUCAACAUGAUUCAAAGAAACAGAAAAAGAGAGGAUCUCAUUCUCUUGAUAGAAAACAAAAUAAGAACAGGAAGAAUAGACAUGAAAGUGAUGGAAUUGAAAGCGACAAUGAAAGGUGGGAAGAAACGUACUGGUCGAACGCAAUCUAUACAGAGGAGGAAGACGAACAAACAGUUUCCAGAGGGGCAAGCGCACCCAGGUCAGGCCGGGAGCAGUCCAGAGACAGUGCCCGGCGCCCCGCCUCUCGCCACGGAGAGGCCUCCGCUGACAGACAGCCUGGGUCCAGCCAGCGGCAGCCAAGGGAAAGCUCCAGGAGACCAGGAGAAUCCCGCCACCCUGAACCAUCAGCAGACCGUGCCAGACACCCACAGGCUCAUCAUGAGCAGUCCCCACCCCGCCCCCACCGACACCACGAGCCAAGCUUGAGCCAGGACAGCGAGAGCGAGGCCCAGUCAGAAGAUUCCGCCAGACCACCCUCUCCACCCCAGGCCAGGUCCGCACACAGCCCCAGGGAACAACCCAGACGGGCCUCUGGCCAGAGCCCAGACCGUGCCAGGCACUCAGGGUCCCAGCACAGACAGCCGGCCGGGCAUGAGCAUCAGGAAGACCCUCGGGGACAGCCCGGAUCCGGCAGGAGACAACACCAGGGCAGCCGGCCCAGGGAGGAAGCAGACAGCCCCAGGCAGGCCGGUGCUGGACACAGACACAGCGUCCCAGAGCCCAGGCAGCCCAGGCGUCGGGCACCCAGCGAGAGUCAGGCCAGUGACAGCGAGGGACACUCAGAAGGACCCUCCCAGGGUCGCCACCAGCAGGACCCCCACGCCCAGUCCGAAGAGAGGCCAGGACACUCCGGCGCCUACGUGUACCACACUUACUACGAUGAGCACAGCGACUCGGCCCCCAGACAGCGCCGCUCGGGCGCUCCAGCAGCCCAGGAAUCUCACCGAGAGCAGGCCAGGGACAGCUCCAGACCACGGGCCUCACAGGAAAGUCACAGCUCCGCUGGCAGACAGGCCGAGUCCUCCGGAAGGAGGUCCCGGCAGGCCGCUCAGGCAGGUCACGCGUCCCACCACGAGCAGGCCCAGGACAGCGAGGGUCCCUCAGGGUCCCGCCAACACCACGAUGGCCGCCAGGCACGCUCCGAAUCCGCUCAGGGUCACUCAGGAUCCAGAGGGGCAAGCGCACCCAGGUCAGGCCGGGAGCAGUCCAGAGACAGUGCCCGGCGCCCCGCCUCUCGCCACGGAGAGGCCUCCGCUGACAGACAGCCUGGCUCCAGCCAGCGGCAGCCAAGGGAAAGCUCCAGGAGACCAGGAGAAUCCCGCCACCCUGAACCAUCAGCAGACCGUGCCAGACACCCACAGGCUCAUCAUGAGCAGUCCCCACCCCGCCCCCACCGACACCACGAGCCAAGCUUGAGCCAGGACAGCGAGAGCGAGGCCCAGUCAGAAGAUUCCGCCAGACCACCCUCUCCACCCCAGGCCAGGUCCGCACACAGCCCCAGGGAACAACCCAGACGGGCCUCUGGCCAGAGCCCAGACCGUGCAAGGCACUCAGGGUCCCAGCACAGACAGCCGGCCGGGCAUGAGCAUCAGGAAGACCCUCGGGGACAGCCCGGAUCCGGCAGGAGACAACACCAGGGCAGCCGGCCCAGGGAGGAAGCAGACAGCCCCAGGCAGGCCGGUGCUGGACACAGACACAGCGCCCCAGAGCCCAGGCAGCCCAGGCGUCGGGCACCCAGCGAGAAUCAGGCCAGUGACAGCGAGGGACACUCAGAAGGACCCUCCCAGGGUCGCCACCAGCAGGACCCCCACGCCCAGUCCGAAGAGAGGCCAGGACACUCCGGCGCCUACGUGUACCACACUUACUACGAUGAGCACAGCGACUCGGCCCCCAGACAGCGCCGCUCGGGCGCUCCAGCAGCCCAGGAAUCUCACCGAGAGCAGGCCAGGGACAGCUCCAGACCACGGGCCUCACAGGAAAGUCACAGCUCCGCUGGCAGACAGGCCGAGUCCUCCGGAAGGAGGUCCCGGCAGGCCGCUCAGGCAGGUCACGCGUCGCACCACGAGCAGGCCCAGGACAGCGAGGGUCCCUCAGGGUCCCGCCAACACCACGAUGGCCGCCAGGCACGCUCCGAAUCCGCUCAGGGUCACUCAGGAUCCAGAGGGGCAAGCGCACCCAGGUCAGGCCGGGAGCAGUCCAGAGACAGUGCCCGGCGCCCCGCCUCUCGCCACGGAGAGGCCUCCGCUGACAGACAGCCUGGCUCCAGCCAGCGGCAGCCAAGGGAAAGCUCCAGGAGACCAGGAGAAUCCCGCCACCCUGAACCAUCAGCAGACCGUGCCAGACACCCACAGGCUCAUCAUGAGCAGUCCCCACCCCGCCCCCACCGACACCACGAGCCAAGCUUGAGCCAGGACAGCGAGAGCGAGGCCCAGUCAGAAGAUUCCGCCAGACCACCCUCUCCACCCCAGGCCAGGUCCGCACACAGCCCCAGGGAACAACCCAGACGGGCCUCUGGCCAGAGCCCAGACCAUGCCAGGCACUCAGGGUCCCAGCACAGACAGCCGGCCGGGCAUGAGCAUCAGGAAGACCCUCGGGGACAGCCCGGAUCCGGCAGGAGACAACACCAGGGCAGCCGGCCCAGGGAGGAAGCAGACAGCCCCAGGCAGGCCGGUGCUGGACACAGACACAGCGCCCCAGAGCCCAGGCAGCCCAGGCGUCGGGCACCCAGCGAGAGUCAGGCCAGUGACAGCGAGGGACACUCAGAAGGACCCUCCCAGGGUCGCCACCAGCAGGGCCCCCACGCCCAGUCCGAAGAGAGGCCAGGACACUCCGGCGCCUACGUGUACCACACUUACUACGAUGAGCACAGCGACUCGGCCCCCAGGCAGCGCCGAUCGGGCGCACCAGCAGCCCAGGAAUCUCACCGAGAGCAGGCCAGGGACAGCUCCAGACCACGGGCCUCACAGGAAAGUCACAGCUCCGCUGGCAGACAGGCCGAGUCCUCCGGAAGGAGGUCCCGGCAGGCCGCUCAGGCAGGUCACGCGUCCCACCACGAGCAGGCCCAGGACAGCGAGGGUCCCUCAGGGUCCCGCCAACACCACGAUGGCCGCCAGGCACGCUCCGAAUCCGCUCAGGGUCACUCAGGAUCCAGAGGGGCAAGCGCACCCAGGUCAGGCCGGGAGCAGUCCAGAGACAGUGCCCGGCGCCCCGCCUCUCGCCACGGAGAGGCCUCCGCUGACAGACAGCCUGGCUCCAGCCAGCGGCAGCCAAGGGAAAGCUCCAGGAGACCAGGAGAAUCCCGCCACCCUGAACCAUCAGCAGACCGUGCCAGACACCCACAGGCUCAUCAUGAGCAGUCCCCACCCCGCCCCCACCGACACCACGAGCCAAGCUUGAGCCAGGACAGCGAGAGCGAGGCCCAGUCAGAAGAUUCCGCCAGACCACCCUCUCCACCCCAGGCCAGGUCCGCACACAGCCCCAGGGAACAACCCAGACGGGCCUCUGGCCAGAGCCCAGACCGUGCCAGGCACUCAGGGUCCCAGCACAGACAGCCGGCCGGGCAUGAGCAUCAGGAAGACCCUCGGGGACAGCCCGGAUCCGGCAGGAGACAACACCAGGGCAGCCGGCCCAGGGAGGAAGCAGACAGCCCCAGGCAGGCCGGUGCUGGACACAGACACAGCGCCCCAGAGCCCAGGCAGCCCAGGCGUCGGGCACCCAGCGAGAGUCAGGCCAGUGACAGCGAGGGACACUCAGAAGGACCCUCCCAGGGUCGCCACCAGCAGGACCCCCACGCCCAGUCCGAAGAGAGGCCAGGACACUCUGGCGCCUACGUGUACCACACUUACUACGAUGAGCACAGCGACUCGGCCCCCAGACAGCGCCGCUCGGGCGCUCCAGCAGCCCAGGAAUCUCACCGAGAGCAGGCCAGGGACAGCUCCAGACCACGGGCCUCACAGGAAAGUCACAGCUCCGCUGGCAGACAGGCCGAGUCCUCCGGAAGGAGGUCCCGGCAGGCCGCUCAGGCAGGUCACGCGUCCCACCACGAGCAGGCCCAGGACAGCGAGGGUCCCUCAGGGUCCCGCCAACACCACGAUGGCCGCCAGGCACGCUCCGAAUCCGCUCAGGGUCACUCAGGAUCCAGAGGGGCAAGCGCACCCAGGUCAGGCCGGGAGCAGUCCAGAGACAGUGCCCGGCGCCCCGCCUCUCGCCACGGAGAGGCCUCCGCUGACAGACAGCCUGGCUCCAGCCAGCGGCAGCCAAGGGAAAGCUCGAGGAGACCAGGAGAAUCCCGCCACCCUGAACCAUCAGCAGACCGUGCCAGACACCCACAGGCUCAUCAUGAGCAGUCCCCACCCCGCCCCCACCGACACCACGAGCCAAGCUUGAGCCAGGACAGCGAGAGCGAGGCCCAGUCAGAAGAUUCCGCCAGACCACCCUCUCCACCCCAGGCCAGGUCCGCACACAGCCCCAGGGAACAACCCAGACGGGCCUCUGGCCAGAGCCCAGACCGUGCCAGGCACUCAGGGUCCCAGCACAGACAGCCGGCCGGGCAUGAGCAUCAGGAAGACCCUUGGGGACAGCCCGGAUCCGGCAGGAGACAACACCAGGGCAGCCGGCCCAGGGAGGAAGCAGACAGCCCCAGGCAGGCCGGUGCUGGACACAGACACAGCGCCCCAGAGCCCAGGCAGCCCAGGCGUCGGGCACCCAGCGAGAGUCAGGCCAGUGACAGCGAGGGACACUCAGAAGGACCCUCCCAGGGUCGCCACCAGCAGGACCCCCACGCCCAGUCCGAAGAGAGGCCAGGACACUCCGGCGCCUACGUGUACCACACUUACUACGAUGAGCACAGCGACUCGGCCCCCAGACAGCGCCGAUCGGGCGCUCCAGCAGCCCAGGAAUCUCACCGAGAGCAGGCCAGGGACAGCUCCAGACCACGGGCCUCACAGGAAAGUCACAGCUCCGCUGGCAGACAGGCCGAGUCCUCCGGAAGGAGGUCCCGGCAGGCCGCUCAGGCAGGUCACGCAUCGCACCACGAGCAGGCCCAGGACAGCGAGGGUCCCUCAGGGUCCCGCCAACACCACGAUGGCCGCCAGGCACGCUCCGAAUCCCCUCAGGGUCACUCAGGAUCCAGAGGGGCAAGCGCACCCAGGUCAGGCCGGGAGCAGUCCAGAGACAGUGCCCGGCGCCCCGCCUCUCGCCACGGAGAGGCCUCCGCUGACAGACAGCCUGGCUCCAGCCAGCGGCAGCCAAGGGAAAGCUCCAGGAGACCAGGAGAAUCCCGCCACCCUGAACCAUCAGCAGACCGUGCCAGACACCCACAGGCUCAUCAUGAGCAGUCCCCACCCCGCCCCCACCGACACCACGAGCCAAGCUUGAGCCAGGACAGCGAGAGCGAGGCCCAGUCAGAAGAUUCCGCCAGACCACCCUCUCCACCCCAGGCCAGGUCCGCACACAGCCCCAGGGAACAACCCAGACGGGCCUCUGGCCAGAGCCCAGACCGUGCCAGGCACUCAGGGUCCCAGCACAGACAGCCGGCCGGGCAUGAGCAUCAGGAAGACCCUCGGGGACAGCCCGGAUCCGGCAGGAGACAACACCAGGGCAGCCGGCCCAGGGAGGAAGCAGACAGCCCCAGGCAGGCCGGUGCUGGACACAGACACAGCGCCCCAGAGCCCAGGCAGCCCAGGCGUCGGGCACCCAGCGAGAGUCAGGCCAGUGACAGCGAGGGACACUCAGAAGGACCCUUCCAGGGUCGCCACCAGCAGGGCCCCCACGCCCAGUCCGAAGAGAGGCCAGGACACUCCGGCGCCUACGUGUACCACACUUACUACGAUGAGCACAGCGACUCGGCCCCCAGACAGCGCCGCUCGGGCGCUCCAGCAGCCCAGGAAUCUCACCGAGAGCAGGCCAGGGACAGCUCCAGCCCACGGGCCUCACAGGAAAGUCACAGCUCCGCUGGCAGACAGGCCGAGUCCUCCGGAAGGAGGUCCCGGCAGGCCGCUCAGGCAGGUCACGCAUCGCACCACGAGCAGGCCCAGGACAGCGAGGGUCCCUCAGGGUCCCGCCAACACCACGAUGGCCGCCAGGCACGCUCCGAAUCCCCUCAGGGUCACUCAGGAUCCAGAGGGGCAAGCGCACCCAGGUCAGGCCGGGAGCAGUCCAGAGACAGUGCCCGGCGCCCCGCCUCUCGCCACGGAGAGGCCUCCGCUGACAGACAGCCUGGCUCCAGCCAGCGGCAGCCAAGGGAAAGCUCCAGGAGACCAGGAGAAUCCCGCCACCCUGAACCAUCAGCAGACCGUGCCAGACACCCACAGGCUCAUCAUGAGCAGUCCCCACCCCGCCCCCACCGACACCACGAGCCAAGCUUGAGCCAGGACAGCGAGAGCGAGGCCCAGUCAGAAGAUUCCGCCAGACCACCCUCUCCACCCCAGGCCAGGUCCGCACACAGCCCCAGGGAACAACCCAGACGGGCCUCUGGCCAGAGCCCAGACCGUGCCAGGCACUCAGGGUCCCAGCACAGACAGCCGGCCGGGCAUGAGCAUCAGGAAGACCCUCGGGGACAGCCCGGAUCCGGCAGGAGACAACACCAGGGCAGCCGGCCCAGGGAGGAAGCAGACAGCCCCAGGCAGGCCGGUGCUGGACACAGACACAGCGCCCCAGAGCCCAGGCAGCCCAGGCGUCGGGCACCCAGCGAGAGUCAGGCCAGUGACAGCGAGGGACACUCAGAAGGACCCUCCCAGGGUCGCCACCAGCAGGGCCCCCACGCCCAGUCCGAAGAGAGGCCAGGACACUCCGGCGCCUACGUGUACCACACUUACUACGAUGAGCACAGCGACUCGGCCCCCAGGCAGCGCCGCUCGGGCGCUCCAGCAGCCCAGGAAUCUCACCGAGAGCAGGCCAGGGACAGCUCCAGACCACGGGCCUCACAGGAAAGUCACAGCUCCGCUGGCAGACAGGCCGAGUCCUCCGGAAGGAGGUCCCGGCAGGCCGCUCAGGCAGGUCACGCGUCCCACCACGAGCAGGCCCAGGACAGCGAGGGUCCCUCAGGGUCCCGCCAACACCACGAUGGCCGCCAGGCACGCUCCGAAUCCCCUCAGGGUCACUCAGGAUCCAGAGGGGCAAGCGCACCCAGGUCAGGCCGGGAGCAGUCCAGAGACAGUGCCCGGCGCCCCGCCUCUCGCCACGGAGAGGCCUCCGCUGACAGACAGCCUGGCUCCAGCCAGCGGCAGCCAAGGGAAAGCUCCAGGAGACCAGGAGAAUCCCGCCACCCUGAACCAUCAGCAGACCGUGCCAGACACCCACAGGCUCAUCAUGAGCAGUCCCCACCCCGCCCCCACCGACACCACCAGCCAAGCUUGAGCCAGGACAGCGAGAGCGAGGCCCAGUCAGAAGAUUCCGCCAGACCACCCUCUCCACCCCAGGCCAGGUCCGCACACAGCCCCAGGGAACAACCCAGACGGGCCUCUGGCCAGAGCCCAGACCGUGCCAGGCACUCAGGGUCCCAGCACAGACAGCCGGCCGGGCAUGAGCAUCAGGAAGACCCUCGGGGACAGCCCGGAUCCGGCAGGAGACAACACCAGGGCAGCCGGCCCAGGGAGGAAGCAGACAGCCCCAGGCAGGCCGGUGCUGGACACAGACACAGCCCCCCAGAGCCCAGGCAGCCCAGGCGUCGGGCACCCAGCGAGAGUCAGGCCAGUGACAGCGAGGGACACUCAGAAGGACCCUCCCAGGGUCGCCACCAGCAGGGCCCCCACUCCCAGUCCGAAGGGAGGCCAGGACACUCCGGCGCCUACGUGUACCACACUUACUACGAUGAGCACAGCGACUCAGCCCCCAGACAGCGCCGCUCGGGCGCUCCAGCAGCCCAGGAAUCUCACCGAGAGCAGGCCAGGGACAGCUCCAGACCACGGGCCUCACAGGAAAGUCACAGCUCCGAGGGCAGACAGGCCGAGUCCUCCGGAAGGAGGUCCCGGCAGGCCGCUCAGGCAGGUCACGCGUCCCACCACGAGCAGGCUCAGGACAGCGAGGGUCCCUCAGGGUCCCGCCAACACCUGGACGGCCGCCAUGCACGCUCCGAAUCCCCUCAGGGUCACUCAGGAUCCAGAGGGGCAAGCGCACCCAGGUCUGCCGAGAGUAGGUCUAGAGAUAAUGACCUCAAUAACCCAUCCCAUCCUGAGGUAAAUGCACCCUUCUCUGCAGGUGUCAAUCAUGAUAGUGAAAAUGGUCUUUCUUCUCAUUCUUCAGUUGUGCAACCUUUGUCUAGUUCUGGAGGUCACUUUCUUAAUAUCCGUGGUCAGUCAGCCCGCUGCUUACCCAGUGGGACCAAAUCCACACCCACUUCCAGCACGCAGCAGCAGCAAGAGGGAGAGAAAUGCGCCAGAGGGCAGCAAGCAGAGCGGGAAAGCUCCCGAGAACCAGAGGAAGCAUGGCCAGAGCACACCAGAAAUAAAGCUUGCCAGAGGAAAGUAAGGUCAAAGGGGCCAUCUUUGAAAAGGGCAAAGUUGCCGGGAGUAGCAAGCCUCAGCUCCACCCAGGGGAAGGAGUCCCUGCCCAGACAAGAGGAACCUCUGACCUGCCAGCGGCCCUGCAACACCAGGAAACACAACAGGAAGCCUGACUCCAGGCCGUCAUCACUGCAGCUACCGCUGAGACAGCAACAGACUGGUUUCCCAGUCAAACAUUGUCCACCAGUAUCUGGGGGCACCCAGCCUCUACCCACAAACCCCAGCGAACGACACAGCCAGCCCCGCCCAGAAGGGAGGAACUUCCCUGCAGGCAGAUCCAUCAGUCCAGCCAGAGCCCUUCAGCAUCCCCUAGGUCACACCCAGGGCUUCCCAGGCAGUUCCGGCGUCUGA